AUGGCGGUGGGGGAUGCGCAGUACCCGGUAUGGGCGGAAUACGGCGCCGCGCUGGGCAGCGUCGUGAUGGAUGGGAUCGCACGGGUGAUGCAGCGCGUGGGGAUCCCUGCGUCAAGCGUGCAGAUGAUGCCUCGAUGGCAUGAGUGGGUGCAAGGGGGCCUAACCGGGCAUGGGAUUUCCGGGGUACAAGGUGGUCAGCAGUGCCUUGUUAUUGCGUUUGAGGGGGACCUUCUCGUGAUGCCCGGUGCCGUUCUUGUCGUUGUCUGCAGGCAGUGCCAGGGUGAAGGGAAGUUCAGCUACGUGUCGAUUGAUGGGGGGGAAGGCGAGUGGUAUGCACGGUGCCUCAUGCUCUUCCAUUUCAUGGACGGUGAGGCCCAGAUUCACAGGCGCGCCGUGGUGCGGUACUUCGACGAGCAUCCCACUCCAUGCCCCGUGACGGGAUGCGUGAGGCUCUUGCCAACGGAGGGAGAGGAUGAGUAUGCCGUUGUCGAGGUGGAGAGCAUUCUGUCCCUUGCCCACAUUGUCCCGUGUUUCACAGAGUUCCGGUUCUCUUUGGACAGGCUCGGGUCAGGCCGGAAGGUGGGUCACGCUAGGGUCAGAAACAUUUUGGUGAUGCCCCAUCCGCGUUCCCCCAUCCGCGUUUCCCCAUCCGCGUUCCCCCAUCCGCAUUCCCCCAUCCGCAUUCCCCCAUCUGACUUCCCCCAUCCGCGUUCCCCCAUCCACCUUCCUCCAUCCGCCUUCCCCUAUCUGUCUUCAACCAUCCACAUCCCCCAUCCACGUUCCCCCAUCCACCUUCCCCCAUCCGCCUUCACCUAUCCGCUAUCCCCCAUUCAUCCACAUCCCCCCAUCCGCCUUCCCCCGUCCGCAUUCCCCCACCCGUUUUGCCCCAUCCUCAAAUCCCCCCGUUCUCUCGCAUUAGUAGCCGGGAACCCGGUCCUUAUGCAACGAGUUGCAGCGCAGCACCGUGAAGUUGGUGCCGUGGAGGCACGCCAACAGAAAGACCACCCUUCCCACUCCCCCAUAUCCUCAACUCUCCCCCCCCUCUCUUGGGACCCUCUCCCUAUUCCCACUCCUGGCUCCCCUGUUCCCGUUCUCCAUACUUCCCUUCUCUCCCAGUUACAAUCGCUCCAGGCGCCACCCUCAUGCAGCCCCUCAUGCAGCCCCUCAUGCAGCCCCUCAACGAGCUACAGUGCAACCCUUGUUCCCCCUCACCUCCUCCCUUCUCUCUCAGUGACACUCGCUCCAGGUGCCGCCCUCACCUUAUGCAAUGAGCAGGUGGUGCCUUGCAGAGCAGCCGAAGAUCACUCUUCCCCGCCCCACACCUCCAACUCCCUCUCCCUCUCCCUCUCCCUCUCCCGGGACCCUCCCUUGUUCCCCCUCCCCGCUUCCUUCUCUCGCAGUCACGAUCGUGCCCCGCGCCGGCCCUCAUGCAACGAGCAACAGUGCAGCAAGGUGCAGGUGGUGUCAUGGAGGGGAGGCAAGGCUAAGAUCACCGCGCUGGCCGGCAUGCAGCGAGCUGCAGUGCAGCAAGGUGCAGGUGGUGCCGUGGAGGCAGGGUGGGUGGUAGGUGAAGGGCCCGAGGAUGAAGAGGAGGAAGAUGGAGGGCGUGAGGAUGAGGAGCUGGCAGGCGCCAUGGCUGCUCUUGGCCUGUUAGUGCAGUUCAGCGGAGGGGCGCGGGCUGUGCAGUCAGCACAGGAAGAUAAGGUGAGUGGGGAAGGUAUGGCAAGUGGGGAAGGUAAGGUAAGUGGGGAAGGUAUGGCGAGUGGGAAAGGUAAGCAGCAGGGUGGUGGUGUUGGUGGUGGUGGCAGUGGUGGUUGUGGUGGGGCUCGUGGAGGGAAGAAGAAGAGGCGGGGGAGAAGGAGGGGAGAUGGACAGGCAACAUUAGAGUGUGUUACAGAUGCAGGGAUAGAGGGUGGUGCAGAGAGCAUGGCAGGGGUGGGUGCAGCGAUAGCAGUGGAGGGUGGUGCAAAUGCAGCAAGGCAGGUUGCUGCUGAUGCAGUGAGAAGGGCUCUCACAGGGGCAGCGGCAGAGAGUGCUGGAGGAAUGACAGUGGUGGAGAGCGGUGCAGAGGCAGUGGGGGGGAACGGUGCAGAGGCAGUGGGGGGGAGCGGUGCAGAGACAGUGGUGGGGAGCGGUGCAGAGACAGUGGUGGGGAGCGGUGUAGAGACAGUGGGGGGGAGCGGUGCAGAGACAGUGGUGGGGAGCGGUGCAGAGAUAGUGGCGGGGAGCGGUGCAGAGACAAUGGUGGGAAGCGGUGCAGAGACAGUGGUGGGGAGCGGUGCAGAGACAGUGGUGGGGAGCGGUGCAGAGACAGUGGUGGGGAGCGGUGCAGAGACAGUGGGGGGGAGCGGUGCAGAGACAGUGGUGGGGAGCGGUGCAGAGAGUGGUGGGGAGGAGUGCAGAGAUAGUGGUGGGGAGCGGUGCAGACAUAGUGGGGGGGAGCGGUACAGAGACAGUGGUGGGGAGCGGUGCAGGGGCAGUGGUGGGGAGCGGUGCAGAGACAGUGGUGGGGAGCAGUGCAGAGACAGUGGUGGGGAGUGGUGCAGAGGCAGUGGAGGGCGGCAUGCAGAGAACAGCAUGGGUUGCAGAAGUAGAGGAGAUGAGGGAAGAGCAAAUGCUGCUGGAUGGUCAGACAGCGGGAGAGCAGGCGAUGGAAGGGCGGGCAGAGGGAGAGCAAACACUGGAAUGGCAAGCAGAGGGAUAGCAAACACUGGAAGGGCGGGCAGAGGGAGAGCAAACACUGGAAGGGCGGGCAGAGGGGGUGUCAUUCGUGGUGGCGGAGGAGGGUGCAUGGCAGGCAGUGUGGGAGCCGCUCUCCCACGGCGUGUACUUCUGCAAUGCUGCCACCUGCCAUCACCCAGUGGCACUCGCCAGUCCAUGGUCUUACUUGAGCCGGCUGUAGCAGAGGGGGCUGUAGCAGAGGAGGCUAUAGCAGAGGAGGCUGUAGCAGAGCAGGCUGUAGCAGCGGGGUAUGAGAAUUACUGGCUGCAGCGGUAUGGUCUGUUCUCAUGGUUCGAUGAGGGCGUCCUAUUGGAUGCUGACGCGUGGCCCCUUGUCACUCAUGAGGCCAUUGCUGCCCACCACGCUGCCAUGUGCGCUGCUGCCAUGGAUUUUGGUGGUGCCACGUGUGCAGGGGCUGAUGCUGCCACGUCAUCAGGAGGCGGAGGUGCUGGCGCGUCGGCAGGAGAUAGCGGCGCCACUUGUGCAGAAGAUGGUGCUGCCAUGUGUGAUGGCAACACUGCACUGUUAAGUUCAGAGGAAGAGGUUCUAGAGCACUGGGGAGUCCGACUGACCCGCCUGUGGCGAGGAGACAACGCCCUACAGGAGUGGAUUAGGGGCGGUCUUGGAUGGAUUCUGCGUGGGGGCCUUUUGGGGCUGGUUGACAUGACAUCCCACUGCCCCCAUGUGUUGGCCAUUGACAUGAGCCUGCCUCGCCUCGCCAUGCUGCACCGCAACCUCAGCGUCUACGGUCUUCACCUGCCCCACCGAGUGCAUGCAAUUUGUACCGACUUCCUCAGCGCUGCGGCUUAA
Messenger RNA from Closterium sp. NIES-65, 3531 nucleotides. The record is from the annotation of a GenBank genome assembly. NCBI's taxonomy places the organism in Eukaryota, Viridiplantae, Streptophyta, Zygnematophyceae, Desmidiales, Closteriaceae.